GUCAAUGGCAAAGAUCGCAUUCCUGCUCGCUGCCGCUCUGCUCCUCGGCCUCGUGUCAGUGUCGCAAGCCAUCCAAGGCACCGCGACCUUCUACACCACUUACAACCCGUCGGCGUGCUACGGAAACCAGGACAACGGGAGGAUGAUCGCGGCGGCUAGCGACGGGCUGUGGGCCGGCGGCAAGAUCUGCGGGACGAUGUUCACGGUGCGGUGCGUCGCAACCAACGCCGUGCCCAACCCGUGCCGCGGCGGCGCCAUCACCGUCAAGAUCGUCGACCGCUGCCCCGGCAGCACCGCUACCAUCGACCUCUCCAGGGAGGCCUUCGCCGCCAUCGCCAACCCCGUCGCCGGCAAGGUCCUCAUCGACUACCAACAGCUCUAG
Molecule: messenger RNA, 382 nt
Organism: Oryza sativa Japonica Group (Japanese rice)
Lineage: Eukaryota; Viridiplantae; Streptophyta; Magnoliopsida; Poales; Poaceae
Source: RefSeq, a predicted model, not a curated record